AUGUCAGAUACUCCAACCACAAAGGAUUACUCCUCCUUACACCCUAGUUUACCGGACCACUUUUUGGGGUUAAAUUCAGUUGCCACUGCUGAACCAUCCAAAGUUACUGACUUUGUCAAGGCUCACCAAGGUCAUACUGUUAUUUCCAAAAUUCUUAUUGCUAAUAACGGUAUUGCCGCAGUUAAAGAAAUUAGAUCCGUCAGAAAAUGGGCCUAUGAAACUUUUGGUGACGAAAAAGCUAUUCAAUUCACUGUUAUGGCCACUCCUGAAGAUUUAGAAGCCAAUGCUGAAUACAUUAGAAUGGCCGACCAAAUGGUUGAAGUUCCAGGUGGAACUAACAACAAUAACUAUGCCAAUGUCGACCUUAUUGUUGAGAUUGCCGAAAGCACCAAUGUCCAUGCUGUUUGGGCUGGUUGGGGUCAUGCUUCCGAAAACCCAUUAUUGCCAGAAAAGUUGGCUGCUUCUCCAAAGAAGAUUGUUUUCAUUGGUCCUCCAGGUUCUGCCAUGAGAUCUUUAGGUGACAAGAUUUCUUCCACUAUUGUCGCUCAACAUGCCCAAGUUCCUUGUAUUCCAUGGUCAGGUACUGGUGUCAAUGAAGUUGAAAUUGACCCUACCACUAACUUAGUUUCCGUUUCUGAUCACAUUUACCAACAAGGUUGUUGUACUGGCCCCGAAGAUGGUUUAAAGAAGGCCAAAGAAAUUGGAUUCCCAGUUAUGAUUAAAGCUUCCGAAGGUGGUGGUGGUAAAGGUAUUAGAAAAGUUGACAGCGAAGACAAUUUUGUUACUUUGUAUAAUCAAGCUGCCAAUGAAAUUCCAGGUUCUCCAAUUUUCAUUAUGAAGUUAGCCGGUGAUGCUAGACAUUUGGAAGUUCAAUUAUUAGCCGAUCAAUAUGGUACCAACAUUUCCCUUUUCGGUAGAGAUUGUUCUGUUCAAAGAAGACAUCAAAAGAUUAUUGAAGAAGCUCCAGUUACUGUUGCCAAGAAGGAUACCUUCCACCAAAUGGAAAAUGCUGCCGUUAGAUUAGGUAAAUUGGUUGGUUAUGUUUCUGCUGGUACUGUUGAAUAUCUUUAUUCUCACGCUGAAGACAAGUUCUACUUUUUAGAAUUGAACCCAAGAUUGCAGGUUGAACAUCCAACAACUGAAAUGGUUACCGGUGUUAAUUUACCAGCUGCCCAAUUACAAAUUGCUAUGGGUAUUCCAAUGCACCGUAUCAGAGAUAUUAGAACUUUAUAUGGUGUUGAUCCUCAUACUACCACUGAUAUUGAUUUUGAAUUCAAAACUGAAUCUUCAUUAACUACACAAAGAAGACCAGCUCCAAAGGGUCACUGUACUGCUUGUCGUAUUACUUCUGAAGAUCCUGGUGAAGGUUUCAAGCCAUCUGGUGGUUCCUUACACGAAUUGAACUUUAGAUCAUCUUCCAACGUUUGGGGUUAUUUCUCUGUGGGUAACCAAUCAUCGAUUCAUUCAUUCUCAGAUUCUCAAUUUGGUCAUAUUUUUGCCUUCGGUGAAAACCGUCAAGCUUCAAGAAAGCACAUGGUUGUUGCUCUUAAGGAAUUAAGUAUUCGUGGUGACUUCAGAACUACUGUUGAAUAUUUAAUUAAGUUAUUGGAAACUCCAGACUUUGAAGACAACACUAUUACUACUGGUUGGUUAGAUGAAUUAAUUACCAAGAAGUUGACUGCAGAAAGACCAGAUCCAAUCUUGGCCGUUGUUUGUGGUGCUGUUACCAAGGCUCACAUUCAAGCAGAAGAAGAAAAGAAGGAAUUCAUCCAAUCUUUAGAACGUGGUCAAGUUCCUCACAAGAACCAAUUCAAGACCAUUUUCCCAGUUGAAUUCAUUUAUGAAGGUGAAAGAUACAAGUUUACUGCUACAAAAUCUUCUGCUGAUAAAUACACUUUGUUCCUUAAUGGUUCUCGUUGUUUUGUUGGUGCUCGUACCUUAUCUGAUGGUGGUUUAUUAUGUACCAUUGGUGGUAAAUCUCACUCUGUUUACUGGAAGGAAGAAGCAUCAGCUACUAGAUUAUCGGUUGAUGGUAAGACUUGUUUAUUAGAAGUAGAAAAUGACCCAACCCAAUUGAGAACUCCAUCUCCAGGUAAAUUGGUUAAGUAUCUUGUUGAAAGUGGUGACCAUGUUAAUGCCGGUCAACCAUACGCUGAAGUCGAAGUCAUGAAAAUGUGUAUGCCUUUAAUUGCCCAAGAAAAUGGUACUGUUGAAUUAAUUAAGCAACCAGGCUCCACUGUUAACGCUGGUGAUAUCUUGGCCAUUUUAGCUUUAGACGAUCCAUCCAAGGUCAAACAUGCUAAGCCAUUUGAAGGUACUUUACCAGAAAUGGGUGAACCAAAUGUUACUGGUACUAAGCCAGCUCAUAGAUUUACUUAUUAUGCUUCUAUUUUGCAAAACAUUUUAGGUGGUUACGACAAUCAAGUUAUUAUGAAGUCAACUUUGGAAAGUUUAACUCAAGUUUUGAAGGACAAAGAAUUGCCAUACUCUGAAUGGCAACAAAUUAUUUCUGCUUUACACUCAAGAUUACCAGCCAAGUUGAACGAUUCCUUGACCAGUUUAGUGGAAAGAAAUCAAUCCAGAAAUGCUGAAUUCCCAGCUCGUCAAAUUUUGAAGCAAAUUUCCAAGUCUGUUUCUGAAUCAGAUGAUUCUAUGUUAAAAGAUGUUGUUGAACCAUUAGUUGUUAUUGCUACCCGUUACCAAAACGGUUUAGAAGAACAUGAAUAUGAUUUCUUUGCUGGUUUAAUUGAUCAAUACUACCAAGUUGAAAGUUUGUUUUCAGGUGAAAAUGUCAGAGAAGAUGAUGUUGUUUUGAAAUUAAGAGAUGAAAACAAAUCUGAUUUACAAAAGGUUAUUGGUAUUUGUUUGUCACACUCCAGAGUCAGUGGUAAGAACAAUUUAAUCAUUGCCAUUUUACAAGCCUAUCAACCACUCUUGCAAGGUAAUUCAUCUGUUGCUACCGCUAUUAGAGAAUCCUUGAAGAAGCUUGUUCAAUUGGAUUCAAGAGUUUGUUCCAAGGUUGCUUUGAAGGCCAGAGAAAUCUCUAUUCAAUGCUCUUUACCAUCUAUUCAAGAAAGAUCUGAUCAAUUGGAACACAUUUUAAGAUCAGCUGUUUUACAAACUUCUUAUGGUGAAAUUUAUGCUAAGCAUCGUGAACCUAAUUUGGAAAUUAUCAAGGAAGUUGUUGAUUCUAAACACACUGUCUUUGAUGUCUUGGCUCAAUUCUUGGUUAAUCCUGAUGAAUGGGUUGCAAUUGCUGCUUCUGAAGUUUACGUUAGACGUUCUUACCGUGCUUAUGAUUUAACUGACAUCAAUUACCAUUUCCAUGACAGAUUCCCAAUUAUUGAAUGGAAGUUUAGAUUACCAGACAUGGCCUCUUCGAGAUACAAUACCAUUCAACAACCUUCUUCUGAUGAUGAUCAUGCUACUACUAUGAAACAUGCUGCUUCUGUCUCUGACUUAUCAUUUGUUGUUGAUGCCAAGACUGAACAACUUCCAAGAACUGGUGUUUUGGUUCCAGCUCGUCAUUUGGAUGAUGUUGAUGAAAUGCUUAUUGCUGCUUUAGAAACUUACCAAGGCGGUGAUGGUAUCAGCUUCCAAGCCAAUGGUGAUAAAGCUGAUAUUCCAUUGUUGAAUGUUUUGAAUAUUGUUAUUACUAACAUUGAUGGUUACGAAAAUGAAGAAGAAAUUUUGGGUAGAGUUCAUGACAUUCUUGAUGAAUACAAGCAAGAUUUGAAGAAUGCUGGUAUCCGUCGUAUCACCUUUGUUUUUGCUCACAAGAUUGGUACUUAUCCUAAGUACUACACUUUUACUGGCCCAGAUUAUGUUGAAAACAAGGUUAUUAGACACAUUGAACCAGCUUUAGCUUUCCAAUUAGAAUUAUCUAGAUUGGCUAACUUUGACAUCAAACCAAUUUUCACUGAUAACAGAAACAUUCAUGUUUAUGAAGCUGUUGGUAAGAAUGCUCCUGCUGAUAAGAGAUUCUUCACUAGAGGUAUUGUUAGACCCGGUUCCAUUCGUGAUGAAAUUACCAUUAGUGAAUAUUUGAUUGCUGAAUCAAACAGAUUAAUGGCUGAUAUCUUGGAUGCUUUAGAAGUUAUUGAUACUUCCAACUCCGAUUUGAAUCAUAUUUUCAUUAACUUCUCCAACGUAUUCAAUGUUCAACCUCAUGAAGUUGAAGCUGCGUUUGGUUCAUUCUUGGAAAGAUUCGGUAGAAGAUUGUGGAGAUUAAGAGUUACUGGUGCUGAAAUUAGAAUUGUUUGUGCUGACCAACAAGGUAACUCAUUCCCAUUGAGAGCUAUCAUCAACAAUGUUUCUGGUUAUGUUGUCAAGUCUGAGUUGUACAUGGAAGUUAAGAAUGCCAAGGGUGAUUGGGUCUUCAAGUCUAUUGGUAACCCAGGCUCCAUGCACUUGAGACCAAUCUCUACUCCUUACCCAGCCAAGGAAUCGUUACAACCAAAGCGUUACAAGGCUCACAACAUGGGUACUACUUAUGUUUACGAUUUCCCAGAAUUGUUCCGUCAAGCAACUAUUUCCCAAUGGAAGAAGUAUGGUAAGAAGGCGCCAAAGGAUGUCUUCACUUCUUUAGAAUUAAUCCACGAUGAAAAUGAUCAUUUGACCGCUGUUGAAAGAGAACCUGGUUCUAACAAGAUUGGUAUGGUUGGUUUCAAGGUGACUGCCAAGACUCCUGAAUAUCCUCGUGGUCGUCAAUUCAUCAUUGUUGCUAAUGAUAUCACUCACAAGAUUGGUUCUUUUGGUCCUGAAGAAGAUUAUUUCUUCAACAAGUGUACUGAAUUGGCUAGAGAAUUGGGUAUUCCAAGAAUCUAUCUUUCUGCUAACUCUGGUGCUAGACUUGGUGUUGCUUCAGAAUUAAUUCCAUUAUUCGACGUUGCUUGGAAUGAAGAAGGUGCUCCAGACAAGGGUUUCAAAUACUUGUACUUGACUCCUGAAACCAAGAGAGCUAUUGAAAAUGAUGGCAAGGGUGACAGUAUUAUCACUGAAAGAAUUGUUGAGAACGGUCAAGAACGUUAUGUUCUUAAGACUAUUGUUGGUUCUGAAGAAGGUUUGGGUGUUGAAUGUCUUAAGGGAUCUGGUUUGAUUGCCGGUGCUACCUCUAGAGCUUACAAGGAUAUCUUUACUAUUACUUUGGUCACUUGUAGAUCUGUUGGUAUUGGUGCUUAUUUGGUCAGAUUAGGUCAAAGAGCUAUUCAAAUUGAAGGUCAACCAAUUAUUUUAACUGGUGCUCCUGCCAUUAAUAAGUUGUUAGGUAGAGAAGUUUAUACUUCUAACUUACAAUUAGGUGGUACUCAAAUCAUGUACAAGAAUGGUGUUUCUCACUUGACUGCUAACGAUGAUUUGGAAGGUGUUCAAAAGAUUAUGGAAUGGUUAUCUUAUGUUCCAGCCCAAAGAGGUAUGCCAGUACCAAUCUUGGAAUCAGAAGAUCCAUGGGACAGAGAAAUUGAUUACUACCCACCAAAACAAGAAGCUUAUGAUGUUAGAUGGAUGAUUGAAGGUAGAGAAGUUGAUGGCGAAUUUGAAUCUGGUUUAUUCGAUAAGGGUUCUUUCCAAGAAACUUUAUCUGGUUGGGCCAGAGGUGUUGUCGUUGGUAGAGCCCGUCUUGGUGGUAUCCCAAUUGGUAUUAUCGGUGUUGAAACUAGAGCUGUUGAAAACUUGACUCCUGCCGAUCCAGCCAACCCUGACUCUACUGAAAGUAUGGUUCAAGAAGCUGGUCAAGUUUGGUAUCCAAACUCCGCCUUCAAGACAGCUCAAGCUAUUAAUGAUUUCAACAAUGGUGAACAAUUACCAUUAAUGAUUUUGGCUAAUUGGAGAGGUUUCUCUGGUGGUCAAAGAGAUAUGUAUAAUGAAGUUCUUAAAUAUGGUUCAUUCAUUGUUGAUGCAUUAGUUGAUUUCAAGCAACCAAUCUUCACUUAUAUUCCUCCAAAUGGUGAAUUAAGAGGUGGUUCUUGGGUUGUUGUUGAUCCAUCUAUCAACCCAGACAUGAUGGAAAUGUACGCUGAUGUUGAAGCUCGUGCCGGUGUCUUGGAACCAGAAGGUAUGGUUGGUCUUAAAUAUAGACGUGAUAAGUUAUUGGCUACCAUGCAAAGAUUAGACCCUACUUACGCUCAAUUGAAGGCUAGAUUGAAUGAAUCUAACUUGUCUCCAGAAGAACAUGCUCAAAUCAAUGCCAAGAUUGUUGCUCGUGAAAAAGCAUUGUUACCAAUUUAUGCUCAAAUCUCUGUUCAAUUUGCUGACUUACAUGAUAGAUCUGGUCGUAUGUUGGCUAAGGGUGUUAUUCGUCAAGAAAUCAAAUGGUCCGAUGCUAGACGUUACUUCUUCUGGCGUUUACGUCGUAGAUUGAAUGAAGAAUACGUUUUGAAACUUAUUGGUGAACAAGUCAAGAAUGCCAACAAGUUAGAAAAGGUUGCUAGAUUGAAGAGUUGGAUGCCAACUGUUGACUACGAAGAUGAUCAAGCUGUUAGUGCUUGGAUUGAAGAACAUCAUGCUAAAUUACAAAAGAGAAUCGAAGAAUUGAAACAAGAAACUUCUCGUUCAAAUAUUGCUAAAUUGUUGCAAGAAGACCCAAGUACUGCUGUCUCUGCCAUGAAAGAUUUCAUUGAAACUCUUUCUGAGGAACAAAAGGAAUCAUUCCUCAAAUCAUUGAAAUAA
Messenger RNA from Spathaspora passalidarum NRRL Y-27907, 6666 nucleotides. It is a transcript of the gene ACC1, whose product is annotated as acetyl-CoA carboxylase. Gene Ontology annotation, molecular function: acetyl-CoA carboxylase activity; ATP binding; metal ion binding. Gene Ontology annotation, biological process: fatty acid biosynthetic process. The coding region runs from base 1 to 6666 and encodes 2221 amino acids. The transcript has a single exon. The record is from RefSeq and is a predicted model, not a curated record. NCBI's taxonomy places the organism in Eukaryota, Fungi, Ascomycota, Pichiomycetes, Serinales, Debaryomycetaceae.